AGUUAUAGGUCCCUCACUGCUCAGUCUCAGCAUCAAUAAAAGAUCAAAAGAAAGAGACGGAGAGGCAGCCAAGAUGGCAAUGGCCUACGUCGCUGCAGCAGUGUUGGCAGCAGUGACUCUCACCGCCUCGUUCGCCGGCGGCGAGGCCUGCAACUUCGUCGCCUCCAUGACAUGGACCGCGGCGUGCCAGCAGACGGGCAGGUGGGAGAAUCUGUGCCAGCAGACGCUCCAGACCGCGCCGGCCACCGCGGAGGUGACCGUGUACGCGCUCGUCGCGACGAGGCUGGCCAAGCUCAGGUACGAGAACACCUUGGGGGAGGUGGACACGAUGCUGUGGCCCAGGAACGCCCCCGCCGACGCGCGGGCGGCGCUGGACAACUGCAAGUACAAGUACAGCGUGGCGCUGGGCCGGAUGGACGCCGUCUCCGACGAGAUAUUCGCCUGCGACUUCUCGCACGCCAGGCAGGAGUACGUCGACGCCGAGGUCGCCGUCCGCUCCUGCCAGGAUGGGCUGCUGCGGCUGCCGAACCAGUACCAUAGCUGGCCGCUGUUCGCCAAGGUCUCUGCGGAUUAUGAUUUGACCAUGGUCGCGUAUCUACUAGGCGCUAUCUUUCUUGGCAGGUAGACUCGCUCUAGAUCGGGACAACAGCAGCAGCAGGUUUAAUUCGCAUUGCGGCAUUGCGGACGAUCUUGAGCUUUUCAAAAAGAUAAAUGAUCCCAGUGGUUCA
Zea mays is the source of this 728-nucleotide messenger RNA. RefSeq lists its product as uncharacterized. The transcript has a single exon. Lineage: Eukaryota; Viridiplantae; Streptophyta; Magnoliopsida; Poales; Poaceae. The record is from RefSeq and is a predicted model, not a curated record. Gene Ontology annotation, molecular function: enzyme inhibitor activity. Bases 74 to 625 code for a protein of 183 amino acids.